Messenger RNA from Aquila chrysaetos chrysaetos, 3632 nucleotides. RefSeq names its product WD repeat domain 3 (gene WDR3). Gene Ontology annotation, cellular component: small-subunit processome; Pwp2p-containing subcomplex of 90S preribosome. The coding region runs from base 134 to 2950 and encodes 938 amino acids. Gene Ontology annotation, biological process: maturation of SSU-rRNA. Lineage: Eukaryota; Metazoa; Chordata; Aves; Accipitriformes; Accipitridae. Gene Ontology annotation, molecular function: protein binding; snoRNA binding. The record is from RefSeq and is a predicted model, not a curated record. The transcript has 26 exons.
CCCCGCGCCUCCUCCGACGCGCUUCCGGCGUGUGAGGGGGCACGCGCGGCGGCCGUUUGUAACGGUCGGGACGCGUUUUCCUCAGCGUUUUUCCCGCCGCCGCUAUAGCCCGGUUCGUCCCCUCGGCACCACCAUGGGCCUCACCCGGCAGUACCUGCGGUACGGGCCGGCCGCGCUUUUCGGGCUGGUGGGUAGCGCCAGGGGUAACGCGGCCUUCGUGGCCCUGCGAGGCGAGCGGGGCCGCUGCGUGGCCGUGCCGGCCUGCGAGCACGUCUUCGUGUGGGAUACGCGGAAAGGAGAGAAGGUUCUUAUCCUUAAGGGUCUCAAGCAGGAGGUCAGUUGCCUCUGUCCCUCUCCAGAUGGGUUGCACUUGGCUGUUGGGUAUGAAGAUGGAUCAAUCCGUGUCUUCAGCCUCCUAAGCGGAGAAGCGAAUAUCACUUUCAAUGGACACAAGGCCGCAGUUACAGCCCUGCAGUAUGACCAUCUGGGUGGCCGGCUGGUAUCUGGCUCAAAGGAUACAGAUGUCAUCGUGUGGGAUGUCAUCAAUGAGAGCGGUCUGUACCGGCUGAGAGGACACAAGGAUGCUGUCACUCAAGUCCUUUUCUUGAAGGAGAAAAACCUGUUGGUCACCAGUGGCAAAGACACAUUGGUGAAAUGGUGGGAUCUGGACACCCAGCACUGCUUCAAAACUCUGGUUGGACACCGUACUGAGGUUUGGGGGAUGGCUUUGAUAUCCAAAGAGAAGCGGCUGAUCACUGGGAGCGCUGACAGUGAGCUGAGGGUGUGGGAUAUUGCGUACAUCCAGGAGGUAAAAGACCCUGAUGAACCAGAAUCCAAGAAAAGCAAAGGGUCUUCACCUCAAGCAGAAGACGAUGCUGAAGAUGAGGAGACCCUAGAGUUGGAUGAGCAUCCUGAGGAACGCCUCGUAAAGUGCAGCAAAGUUGGAUCCAUCAUGCGGGAAGGGAGAGACCGAAUAGUUACUCUUGCCACAGACCAAACGGGCAAGAUUUUGGCCUGCCAUGGAACAGAUGCUGUUCUGGAAGUGUUCUCUGUCCUUUCUGAAGAGGAAGUCCAAAAGAAAGUGGAAAAGAAAAUGAAGAAAGCAAAGAAAAAAGCCAAACAGAACUCUGAAGAGGAGCCUGAAAGGAGUGUGGAGCUGAGCCUGCAGGAGGAGAUUCAGCGGGUCACUAACAUCAGAGCUUCUUCUAAAAUCAAGUCAUUUGAUUUGAUUCUCUCUCCAAAAGGAGAGCUGAAGAUCGUACUGCUGCUCCAGAACAACAUCAUUGAGUCGUACAACCUGAACCUGUCAGCACAAGUCCCACAGGCUGUCCGUGUGUCCAAGAUAACCAUUGGAGGCCACCGCAGUGAUGUCAGGACAUUGGCUUUUAGCUCUGACAACAUUGCCAUUCUCUCAGCAGCUGCAGAGUCUGUAAAGAUUUGGAACAGAUCGACCUUGCAGUGCAUCCGGACAAUGGACUGCGAGUAUGCACUCUGCUCGCUCUUUGUCCCAGGAGACCGGCAGGUCAUCAUUGGCACCAAGACAGGGAAGCUGCAGCUGUAUGACCUGGCUUCUGGGAGUCUGGUGGAGACACUUAAUGCUCACGACGGGGCGGUGUGGUCCAUUGCUCUUUCACCAGACCAGCGUGGCUUUGUGACAGGAGGUGCUGAUAAAUGUGUCAAGUUCUGGGAGUUUGAGUUUGUGAAGGAUGAGAGCAGUGUUCAGAAAAGGCUUUCCAUGAAACAUGUGCGCAUUUUGCAGCUGGAUGAAGAUGUUCUCUGUGUGCGGUACAGCCCCAACCAGAAACUGCUGGCUGUCUCCUUACUGGAUUGCACUGUGAAGAUUUUCUACGUUGACACGCUCAAGUUUUUUCUCUCUCUGUAUGGACACAAGCUGCCAGUGCUGUGUAUGGACAUCUCCUACGAUGGGACUCUAAUUGCAACCGGCUCUGCUGACAGGAAUGUGAAGAUUUGGGGCUUAGAUUUUGGGGACUGUCACCGCUCUCUCUUUGCCCAUGACGACAGUGUGAUGUAUCUGCAGUUUGUGGCGAAAUCCCACCUGUUCUUCACGGCUGGGAAGGACAGCAAGAUUAAGCAGUGGGAUGCGGAUAAAUUUGAACACAUCCAGACACUGGAGGGGCAUCACCAGGAGGUGUGGUGUUUGGCACUCAGUCCCAAUGGAGACUACGUGGUGUCGGCAUCCCAUGACAAGUCCCUGCGCCUCUGGGAAAGGACGAGGGAGCCGCUUGUUUUGGAAGAGGAGAGGGAGAUGCAAAGAGAAGCUGAAUAUGAAGAGAGUGUGGCGAAGGAAGAGCAGCCUGUGGUGGCUGGAGAGACGCAAGGAGAGACAGGGCUGGCAGGAAAGAAGACUAUUGAAACCAUCAAAGCGGCUGAGCGGAUCAUGGAAGCUAUCGAGCUGUAUAGAGAAGAGACGGCAAAACUAAAGGAACACAAGGCCAUAUGCAAAGCUGCAGGAAAAGAGAUUCCCUUUCCUGUCAAUCCCAUUCUCCGUGCCUAUGGAAAUAUUACGCCUUCUGCGUACGUGCUAGAAGUUUUCAAGAAGGUCAAGUCGAGUGAGCUGGAAGAGUCUCUCCUGGUGCUGCCCUUCUCCUACGUCCCUGACCUGCUCAGACUCUUCAAUGAAUAUAUUCACCUGGGUUCAGAAGUUGAACUCUUGUGCCGAGCUCUCCUCUUCCUGCUCAAGAUACAUUUUGGGCAAAUCACAAGCAACCACAUGCUGGUGACAGUGAUAGAAAAUCUGAAGAAAACCACCACCUCCAGAGUCAGUGAGGCCCGGGAUGUGCUGGGAUUCAACAUGGCAGGGCUCCAGUACCUGAAGAGGGAGAUUGAGGCCAAGGAUGAGGUGACAUUUUUUGCUGAUGCUACUGACCGUUUUGAGGAGAAGAAGAGGAAGAGGAAGAAGAAAGAGAAGAUGGUUCUUGCAGUGCUCUAGCAUUUGCUGCCCAAGACCCAGAGCACCUGGAUGGGGUCAUUUAACCUCAGUGCUGGCCGUGGAGGUGUUCUUGUGGCUGAACAUCUGUGAUGAUGUUCCAGUGACUGGGACAAGGUCUGUCCCCUCCCCAUGUGGAUAACCCCAACUCAGAAUGGUUGUCUCUGAGAUGAACUCUCUGUGGUCUGCUGCAAAUGUAUGCAUUUGAACUAUUUCUGAGGUGACUGUCAAAGGUGCAUCCUUUUCCUCCAGUGGAAUGCCCAUUAGAAAUACGGUUGAUUUCUCCUGCGGAAGCGAUCAGCUCAUUCGGGCAGUGUUGAUUCAAUGGAGUGAAUCCAGCACGUGGACUGCUGGUGAGACCGUGCCCUAUCCAGGGAAGGCAGCUGGCAAGAUUUUAUGCUGUUUUGACACCUGCUGGUGGUCUGUGGCAGUGCUUAGAGCCUCUGGGCAAAGCUAUGUGACUUCUGCCAAAGUGUGAGAACUUGGUCUACAGCCACUUGCUUUUUAGUGGGACAGGGAAGAACAUGGCUGCACUCUAUUAAAGGUAUAUUUAUAUAUGCUUUAGGACACAACUUUGUUCAUGGAGUUUUGUCCUGAUGUUUCUCUAGUAAAGCCUCAGCUGCCUCACCCUGUGUGUGAGUUCUCAAAGGAUUUUUUUCCAGAGAAUAAAAUCUGUGGGAGCAAA